This is a messenger RNA of Talaromyces rugulosus, 954 nucleotides long. RefSeq lists its product as uncharacterized. The record is from RefSeq and is a predicted model, not a curated record. NCBI's taxonomy places the organism in Eukaryota, Fungi, Ascomycota, Eurotiomycetes, Eurotiales, Trichocomaceae. The transcript has 3 exons. Gene Ontology annotation, molecular function: dioxygenase activity. The coding region runs from base 1 to 954 and encodes 317 amino acids.
AUGGCUGCCUCUUUGGAAAUUCCGUUGAUCAACAUUAGCCCUUUCCUCGACGCUUCAGCAUCAGAUGCAUCCCGCAAUGCGGUGGUUGACCAGGUCAGAGAUGCUUGUAUGACUUAUGGAUUUUUCCAGUUAGAAGGUCACGGCGUUCCUCUGCAUCUUCAAGAGAAGAUGAUAGAAUGCGCUAAGAUUUUCUUCGAUCUUCCCCUGGAGAAGAAGACGGCAGUGGGCAUGGACAAGGCGAUAGGAAAGUCAAAUCGUGGCUAUGAAGUGAUCGGGGGACAAACGCUACAGCCUGACACGCUUCCCGAUUUAAAAGAGGGCUUGUAUAUCGGAGAAGAGCUUUCGCCUGAUGACCCAAAAGCAGGGUCUUUUUUAUGCGGGCCAAACCUUUGGCCCGAUCUACCAGAGGAGCAAUUUCGCCAACCGAUACAAGAAUAUUAUCAACUCAUGUUGGCUCUGGAUCAUCUGCUCCUUAAAGUUGUCAUUUCGGGCAUGCCCUACGCCCCAGAUGUCCUGGCAGAGUUCACGACCGACCCGAAUGCAACUCUUCGUUUGCUCCAUUAUCCACCGCAAAAAAGCAAAGAUGCUAGGCAACUCGGAGCCGGGGCGCACACUGACUUUGGGUGCAUAACAUUACUCCUUCAGCAACCAAAUCAAACUGGUCUUCAGGUUCUCUACCAACCUACAAACUCAUGGAUACCUGUACCUGCGGUUAAAAACCGAUUUGUGGUUAACGCCGGAGACUUGCUUUACGGCUGGACUAAAGGAAAGUACAAAAGUGCUGUCCACCGAGUCAUUAACGAUGGUUCGGAGCAUCGUUACAGUGUUCCGUUUUUCUACACUGGAAAUCUUUCUUUCAAGCUACGGCCACUUGAUGGUAGUGAAGAUGAAAAAGCCAUCACAGUCGAGCAGCAUGUGACGGCCAUGUAUGAUAAAACAUACGCUGUACAAUAA